AUGAAAAGAAAACGAACGGGCUCAACCAAAGCAAGUGGUACCAUCGGAACGGAAACAGCAACAACAACCAAUCAACCAACCACCACUUCAUCAAAAAAGAAAACCAAUAAUAACAACAAUAUUCAACAAAGUAAAAGCCUGUUCAACUUUUCUCAAGCUCCCGGAUGGAAUGAAGAAGAAAAUAGAAUCCUCCGAUUGGGAAUUAUGAAGUUUGGAGUGGGAAGUUGGAGUACCAUUCAUCGAUCGGGAAUAUUACCUGGCAAGAAUUAUGCUCAACUUUAUAUUCAAACACAGAGAAUGUUGGGUGUUCAAAGUUUGGCUCCUUUCAAUGGAAUUAGGCUUGACACUGACCGCGUUCGUAAAGAUUUUGAAAAACUUGCAGAAGAAAUUAGUAACAAAGGAUCCUUAUCAUCCACAGAAAAAAAGUCAUCAUCGAGAAAGAGUAAGAAAGGACAAGCUGCAAUUUAUUCUGCAGAAGGAAUGGACAUUAAGAAUGGAUUGAUUGUAAAUGCCAAUGGAGCGAAUCCAACUAAAGAUUCCAUAAAAAAGAAACGAGAACAAAACAUUGAACAGUAUGAGCUGAGUGAAGAGCAAGUGGCCGAGAUGGUGAAUGAGGAGGAAAUGUAUGCCAUAAAGAGAAAAACUCGCCUCGAAUUUACACAAAAUUUGAUGAAAUAUUUGGAACAGACAGGACAAUUGCAGGACGAUAGUAAAUCAUCAUCCUCGUCACAUGGAGCAGUGGAAGAGGAAGAACAUGAUGGUUAUGAAAACUCUACUGAAACCAAUCUGGAAACGAUCAAUAAUGAGCUGACCAAAUGUAAAAACGAAUUGAACAGUCUCAUGAAACGAUAUUUAAAAUCUACGUGUCAAUAA
Naegleria lovaniensis is the source of this 873-nucleotide messenger RNA. RefSeq lists its product as uncharacterized. The transcript has a single exon. NCBI's taxonomy places the organism in Eukaryota, Heterolobosea, Eutetramitea, Acrasida, Naegleriidae. The record is from RefSeq and is a predicted model, not a curated record. The coding region runs from base 1 to 873 and encodes 290 amino acids.